This is a messenger RNA of Amborella trichopoda, 1395 nucleotides long. RefSeq names its product chitinase-like protein 1. NCBI's taxonomy places the organism in Eukaryota, Viridiplantae, Streptophyta, Magnoliopsida, Amborellales, Amborellaceae. The record is from RefSeq and is a predicted model, not a curated record. Gene Ontology annotation, molecular function: chitinase activity. Gene Ontology annotation, biological process: chitin catabolic process; carbohydrate metabolic process; cell wall macromolecule catabolic process.
UGUUGCCUAGAUCUCUCUGGUCUUUAUAUCAACCCCCUCCCUCACUCUCUCUCAUCUCACAGUCACAUUUCAGCUUUUUCUUUUGAGCUUUUGGGCCAAUUUCUUUCUUUACUGAACCAAUCUAUUGAACCCCAUAUUCUCAUUCUUCUCUCUCUAAAACUCUUGAACCCCAUUUUCUCGUUUCUCUCUCAUUAAGCUUGCCCAAUUGUAAAUUUCUGCAAGGGAGAGAAUUGGAAUGGGGAUGAAAUGGAUGCUUGUUUUAGUCACUUUGGGCUUAUUGUUGGGCCUGAGCUCAGGCGCUAAGAAGAAGACAUGUGAUAAGGGGUGGGAGUGCAAGGGCUCCAUAUAUUGCUGCAAUGAUACCAUCUCAGACUUCUUUCAAGCGUACCAGUUUGAGAACCUCUUCUCCAAGAGGAAUGCCCCCGUUGCCCAUGCUGUUGGAUUCUGGGAUUACAAAUCAUUCAUUCUGGCGUCGACCCAGUACCAGCCCCUCGGCUUCGGCACCUCUGGCGGCAAGAAAAUGCAGAUGAAAGAGGUCUCUGCUUUUCUCAGCCAUGUUGGCAGCAAGACUUCCUGUGGGUACAAUGUGGCGACAGGAGGUCCAUAUGCUUGGGGCCUUUAUAACCACGAAAUGAGCCCGAGCCAGUCCUACUGUGAUCCAAACUACCUCUAUCCUUGUGCACCUGGAGUCGAUUAUUAUGGCCGAGGUGCCAUUCCUGUCUACUGGAACUACAACUAUGGGCGCAUUGGUGAUGCAUUGAAGGUAGAUAUAUUGAACCACCCUGAGUAUUUGGAACAGAAUGCCACCCUUGCCUUCAUGGCCGCUAUGCAUGAAUGGAUGACCCCAAAGAAGAAGAACCAGCCUUCAGCCCAUGAUGCUUACGUCGGGAACUGGAAGCCAACCAAGAACGAUACAUUGUCCAAAAGGCUUCCGGGUCUUGGGAUCACCAUGAACAUUCUCUAUGGCGAUCAGGUUUGUGGGCAGGGGUCAGUUGAUUCCAUGAACAAUAUUGUCUCCCACAAUCUCUAUUACCUCGAUCUCAUGGGUGUUGGCCAGCAAUACUCUGGUGAAAAUCUCGACUGUGCAGAGCAGGUUCCUUUCAAUCCAUCCGUCAAAUCUGCAACUUCUUAAGCAUACCUCGUGCAUGGGCAAUAAGCAGUGAGCAAUUGGAUACAUGCAAAUUAUUGGUUUCUGUAUGCUAUAUUGGAUACACUCUCUCUGGAUGCAUAUCAGUUUGAUGUCAGUGUUGUUUUGUAUGUAGUAGUUUGUGUGUUCAUAGGAUUUAUUUUCUGUGCUAUGGAAUGGUGAUUACCAUGUCCAUUGCCAGAUUGUUGGAUAUGGAAAAAGACUCUUUACAUUGAUAGUUUUUUAUGAGCCCUCCCCUUCUCUCUCUC